GGAGAUUGUUGUUUUGUUUUUCCUCGUACAGGACAUCACGGAUCAUCACUCUUCUUCUUCUCUCUUUCUAAGGUUUCCCUUCUGCAAUAAAAAUAUCCUUGCUUUAACAAAGAAAAUAAAAUUUGCGAUUUUGGUAUUAAUUAGGAAAAACUUUUGAGGAGAUUUAUUUUAAUAAAACCCUUAAAUCAAAAUUAAGGAAAAUAAUAAGAAAAAAAGAUGGAUCCUAUGGUGAUAGGAGCAAGGGAAAUAAGUUUUGGAGACUCCAAUGAUUUCGAGAAGGAAUCGAAGCUCUCGCUUGGCGAACGUCUUAAGGUUUUUAAAAGUUCCCAAUUUGAUCCUGAUGCUUUCAUCGAUUCGAAAUGUCAUAGAAUGGCCGAAAAGGAGCUAAAGCAUUUAACAAUGUAUCUCAAGGAACUUAAGAAGGAAUCGGCUGAGGAGAUGCGUAAGAGUGUUUAUGCUAAUUAUUCUGCUUUUAUACGGACUGCAAAGGAAAUAUCAGCACUUGAGGGUCAACUUCUAUCACUUCGAAACUUGUUAUCAACUCAAGCAGCAGUUGUUCAUGGCUUAUCAGAUGGAGUCCAUGUAAACUCUUUAUCACCGGGUCUAGAAGGUCCAACAGAUGAAGACAUGUCUAGGAAUAAAAAUAACGAGGUUACUAGGAUUGAGACAUGGUUGAAUGAAUUCCUCGAGUCCCUAGAAGUGCUCUUAGCAGAGAGAAGGGUAGAGGAAGCAUUAACAGCCCUAGAUGAAACAGAUAGAGUGGUUGAAGAUGCCAAUGACAGAGGAUCCCUUAAACAAACGAUUCUAAUAUCACUCCAAAACGCCAUUAUGGCAAGCAAACUGAAGUUAGCUGAUCAGCUAGUUGAAACAGCUAGCCAGUCUUCUACCAAAGGUGCUGAGAGAAGAGCAGUUGUAACGGCACUUAAAAGACUUGGUGAUGGUCUAAGGGCUCAUACAUUACUUUUAAAUGCACAUCAUCAGAAACUUCACCACACUAUGCAAAUUCUAAAGCCUACAGCAACUUCUAAUGUCAGUCCUGGUGCAGCUUAUUGCACUAGUUUGUCACAACUCGUGUUCUCCACCAUAGCUCAAGCUUCAAGUGAUUCUCUAGCUGUUUUUGGGGAGGAUACUUCAUAUACAUCAGAAUUAGUGUCUUGGGCAGUUAAGGAAACUAAGAAUUUUGGUGUUUUGGUAAGAAGGCAAUCCCUUGCUCAGUCAGCUGCUUCAGGGAAUCUGAGAGCUGCUGCUCAGUGCGUGCAAAUAUGUUUAGGACAUUGUUCAUUGCUUGAGUCUCAAGGACUUUCACUCUCUCCUGUUAUUCUGAAAGAUUUCAAGCCACUUGUUGAACAGGCACUUAGUGCUAAUCUGAGAAGGAUCGAACAGAACUGUGCUGCUCUUGCUUCUUCUGACGACUGGUCUUUGAAACAUCCACAUGGUGGGGGUGUCAAUCAAUCUAGGCUCAGUAGCAGUGCCAACAGAUUCAAUUCUAUGGUCCAGGAUCUUUUUGAAGACGUGGAACCCCUAGAGACUUUACAGCUGGGAACUCCAUUGCUCGAAGGGUUAAUACAAGUUUUUCAUUCCUUCGUGAACACCCUAAUAAGCGCGUUCCCAGUAUCAGUAACCGAAGCAACCCAAGAUGGUCUAGGAGUCCCAAUUGUCAAGGUGGCCGAGACUGAAGCCCAACAACUAGCUUUGCUAGCCAAUGCACUCCUUCUAGCUGACGAGUUUCUCCCACGUGCUGCUGCAAAGAUGUUGCCCUUAAACCAUACUAUUAGGGAUGAAGAACCUUCAAGAAGAGAUAUAGACAGACAAAACCGUGUACUAGAGCAGAGAGACUGGAAGAAGAGGCUUCAAAAAUCUGUUGACAGGUUAAGAGACAGCUUCUGCAGACAACAUGCCCUUGAGCUUAUCUUUACUGAUGAUGGUGAACUUCGACUUACAGCACACAUGUACACUAGAUUGGAUGGUUAUGCUGAGGAACCUGAGUGGUUCCCUUCUUCAAUUUUCCAGGAGUUGUACAUGAGGUUGAGUCAGAUAGCAACACUUGCAUCGGAGAUGUUUGUAGGAAGGGAAAGGUUCGCGACAUUACUGCUAAUAAGAUUGACAGAGACAAUAAUUUUGUGGAUUUCUGAUGAUCAAACCUUUUGGGAAGAAAUUGAGCAGGGGACCAAGCCUUUAGGUCCUUUUGGCCUUCAACAGUUUUACUUAGAUAUGGAGUUUGUGAUGCUUUUUGCAUCCCAAGGCCGGUUCUUGUCUCGAAAUCUCCAACAGGUAGCUAAAAACAUCAUUGCUAGAGCAAUCGAUGCAGUGUCUGCUACUGGGAUUGAUCCUUACAGUUCUUUGCCUGAAGAUGAAUGGUUUGCCGAAGUAGCUCAAAUAGCACUAAAAAUGUUAACAGGAAAUGCCAACUUUGAAAAUGAAGACCGGGAAGCUGUCAGCCCCACAGUAUCAGUUUCAGGAAGAUCAAUGACAUCAGGUUUUUCUCAUGGGAGCCUUGCGAGUAUGUAAUUAACUAUCUGUAAUCAUCAGAUUUUUGUAACUUACAGUAAGAUGGAAGGUCAAAUCACACAUGUAAUUUACUAAUUUUCAAUACGACUUUUGCGCGUUUUAGGAGCUUAUUGUCAAAAAUCUCACAAGUAAACUUAUCUGUGAUCCAACUUCAAACAAUUGUUUUUGCACGAUUUCGUUUUCGAUCUCAUUACAAGAAUUUACUAGUAAGUAGAGGGACUAAAUGUACGUAUUCAUAGGGUUGACCUAUAGCUAAUUAUUUAUAACUUAA
Molecule: messenger RNA, 2779 nt
Organism: Spinacia oleracea (spinach)
Lineage: Eukaryota; Viridiplantae; Streptophyta; Magnoliopsida; Caryophyllales; Amaranthaceae
Product: exocyst complex component EXO84A
Exons: 7
Coding region: 217-2508 (763 amino acids)
Biological process (GO): Golgi to plasma membrane transport; intracellular protein localization; exocytosis
Cellular component (GO): exocyst
Source: RefSeq, a predicted model, not a curated record